Pseudo-nitzschia multistriata is the source of this 1916-nucleotide messenger RNA. Lineage: Eukaryota; Bacillariophyta; Bacillariophyceae; Bacillariales; Bacillariaceae. The record is from the annotation of a GenBank genome assembly.
ACAAAGAAAUCCACCGCACUAAUCUUGCCGCUCAAAGAAAACAUGGUUUAACAAAACCAUAGAGAAGACUGCGAUUGCUGGUUUAGAAACUGAUCAUGGAAUUCGCGGAUGGGGACAUUGCCAAGCACAUAUGGGGUUUCUUUCUCCACUUUGACGAAACAGCGCCGGAGGGACCCACAGCGGCAACUAAUUCCAUCACACCCUUGGUACAAACCGACUGUAAACGACAGAAGCAGGAGUGCUGCGCCCUUAUCAGCCCCUCCCGUUCUUCGUCCUCCGGGCUCGACCGCCGUUUGGACUUUCGAUCGAUUCGUUCUCUAAGAAGCGUCAAUAGAUUCUUUCGAAACACCUUUGACGAAUUCUGCGGGUGGUCACGUUGUGCCCUCGCUAUGAAACGGGAGUACUUGUAUCUUGAGAGCAGAAAGUCCUUCGAAUACAAUAAAUACAGUUGGAACCUGAGGCAGCAAGGACCUUCUGCUCCAGGGUGGAGCAGCGCAACCGUCACCAACAGUAAUGGUGAAGGAGUAUGGACGCGAGAAAAACGACUAGAGGCCGCAAGGAUGGUAAGCUUAGCAAUGGAGCAAAAAAAAGCAGCAGUACUAAGGCGUAACCACAUCCUUUGGCUACUAGACCGCGGUCCCUUUACUAUCGAAGAGAAGCGUCUGACUUCUACACAGCUCUGCACUGUUUAAUAACAAUACGAACAAACGAAAUCUACCAACAAACAAAAAGCGAUCGAGCAAGAAUGGUGAAUUCCAAAGAGAAUGAUCAAUGCAACCAAAACAAUUCAUACCAAAAACAUAGCAUAACCUGCAUUAAUAACAAAUAACUGUUGUGUUCAAGCUCCUGCGUGUAUUGACGUCUUCCUUCCGGAGUGAGAAAACUCAGUUUUGGCAUAUUUGUCUCAGCACCUCAAAUAUAACGGAAAAGCUGCCAUGGUCUUGGUGACUUUCAUAAUUCUUUUUCUUUUCAAACAAAAAAUGAAUAAUUAAUUACCAUAAACUAUGAAUUGCAAAGAUUAUUUCCCUACUCUAUCCAGCACAACUCUACUCCACAUGAACAUAUUUAAUCUAUAACCAGUAUUGUUGUAACUGUUGUUCCUGAUGCUGCUGCUCUUGYCCCAAUGUCAUGAAAUCCCAGACUACGCAACGCGAUUCAAUACAGUAGUGUACCAUGCGAUGUAAUGCAAUAUAUUGCACUAGUGCUAUCCCCGAAAGGACGCACUGAUCUCAUCUGCUAUCAUAUCAUACCAUCGCAUCUUAUUUCAUCUCAUCUCACUGCCGUACCCUCCGUAAGAGUUUUGGGUCCAAUGCGCUGCCACCCGCAGCAAGAAUGGCCUCCAGAAAUUGCUGCUGCUCCAUGGCCGACAACAAGUUGUAGUGGUACACCAGUUUGGGGACAGAAAUGGUCGUCAACCGGCAAAAGCUAUUGUAAUGCACCCACGUGUAGAGAGCCAUUAGGAACUGGCAAUCCAAUCGGUCCGUAACGCCGCCGUGUCCCGGAAUCAGCGAGUCAAAGUCUUUGAUGCCGUAGGCCCGCUUAAUAGCCGAUGCCAAGAAUCCACCGAAGGGUGCCACCAACGAGGCGAACAAUCCUAGCCACAGUGCGUGAAUCUGGAUCGGGUAUACGUUUUUGACGACCAACUCGAAAUGGUGAAAAGUCUCUUCGUGAUCAUUGAGAUCGCCAAUGCUACCGCAGGGGGAAAAAGUCGACGCAUCACUAUCCGCACCACCAUUAGACACACAAACAUCAACGAUUCCYGGUAUGAGCUGAACCAGUGAUUUUGGAAGGAUAUCGAAGACCUGACCGGGAAUUAUGCUAUGUGCCUCGACGAAAAUGUGGUGGACGCUGUCGCUGGUGCUGUUGUCGCUCCCGAUGCAAUCCAGCGUGUCCGGAAACAAAUCAAAAUCAUUGAC